Molecule: messenger RNA, 483 nt
Organism: Lycium ferocissimum
Lineage: Eukaryota; Viridiplantae; Streptophyta; Magnoliopsida; Solanales; Solanaceae
Product: norbelladine synthase-like
Biological process (GO): abscisic acid-activated signaling pathway; defense response
Cellular component (GO): cytoplasm; nucleus
Molecular function (GO): signaling receptor activity; protein phosphatase inhibitor activity; abscisic acid binding
Source: RefSeq, a predicted model, not a curated record
AUGUUUGGAACAAUUUCUGAAGAGAUUGAAGUUCAUGUGCCAGCAAAUGAAGCUUGGAAGAUCUAUGGCACUAUUCAAUUAGCAAAUAUUGUUGUAAAAGAGCUUCCGAAUAUCGUUCACAAGGUCGAUAUACUUGAAGGUGAUGGUGUUGGAUCAGUCCUCAACGUAACAUUUCCACCAGGCACUCCGCUUUUGACAUCUCACAAAGAAAAAUUUGUUGUUAUUGAUGAUGAGAAGAGGGUGAAAAUAGCACAAGUAGUGGAAGGUGGACUUCUUGAUCUUGGAUUUACACUUUAUAAGGUUAAGUUUGAAGUCAUAGAGAAGGAUAAAGAAAAAUGCAUCACAAAAACAACAAUUGAGUAUGAAGUCAAGGAAGAGGCAGCUGCUAAUGCCUCAUUUGUUAGCAUUCAACCCUUUGUGGCCAUAAUGAAUUUGGUUGCAAAGUCUCUAACUCAAGGCAAAGAUGAUCAGUCAUCAACCUGA